UCUCGUACAUCAAAUUUCGUCAAUUGCGUUUCUUUAUCGCUUUUGAGUUUCGACUACAAGUCGUGAAAUCAUGAGUGAGAUCGUGAGAGUUCAAGAGAUACUUUCUAAACUCUGGAACCUAAAGAUAGCCUCCAAGAACUGCUUGAAUCUGAUUACGAUCAUAUCGACUGUUGCUUAUGAUCCUUCGUUUGAAACUAAUGGAAGCUUCAAAGAUUUCGUUUCAAGAUUAUUGGCUCGACGUAACAUUUACCGUAUAAGGAAAUUCUCUUUGAAACUGCGGUCUAUGGAAUUUGACUCAGCUAAGUACAAUCUUGUCAACGAUUGUGUUCGCAAUGUGUUGCAUCGAGGUGUUUUGGAUCUUGAAUUGGACAUAGAUGUCAAUGAAGAUUACACAUUGCCGUUUGAGCUGUUUUACAUCUUCAGAGAAGCAGUACCAGUGUUUGAAAACCUGUUUCAUUUAUCACUUACCACUGAAGCAGCUUUCUGUUGGGAUGUUCUGCCAAUUCUGCUUGAGAAAUCUCCAAAUCUAGAGACUCUCACCAUUGAGGCAAGAAGAGAUGAGAAAAAGCUGCAGAUCAUGUUGGAUCUCCUAAUGCUCGAAAGAGCUUCGUCUGAAUGCAAAGUCCAGGUCAAGUUUCCAGUUUGUUUUGCCUCAGCAUGAACUUCCAUAUCUGAUAAGAGAAACAAAUGUGCUUCCCGUUUGUUGUUGACAUGAGAACUGGUUUGUUUAGUUUCUUUCAUAUAUGCAAUUUCUGAAUAGAACAGCUUGACAUUU
Arabidopsis arenosa is the source of this 775-nucleotide messenger RNA. Lineage: Eukaryota; Viridiplantae; Streptophyta; Magnoliopsida; Brassicales; Brassicaceae. The record is from the annotation of a GenBank genome assembly.